Nanorana parkeri is the source of this 1037-nucleotide messenger RNA. RefSeq names its product G protein-coupled receptor 78 (gene GPR78). The record is from RefSeq and is a predicted model, not a curated record. Lineage: Eukaryota; Metazoa; Chordata; Amphibia; Anura; Dicroglossidae. Gene Ontology annotation, biological process: adenylate cyclase-activating G protein-coupled receptor signaling pathway. The coding region runs from base 18 to 1037 and encodes 339 amino acids. The transcript is spliced from 3 exons. Gene Ontology annotation, molecular function: G protein-coupled receptor activity. Gene Ontology annotation, cellular component: membrane.
UGGAUAUAUGCUGAGAAAUGCACUUGCCAGAGAUUCUGCUGGCCCUUUUACUCAUAGUCGUGUUCGUGGUGUCCCUGCUCGCCAAUCUACUGGUGCUCAUAUGCUUUUUGUACAGUGCCGAGAUCAGGAAGCAAGUGUCCGGCAUCUUUCUGGUCAAUCUGUCCCUGUGCAACCUCCUCCUAACUAUCCUGAACAUGCCCUCCACUUUCCUGGCCAUGCUAAGUCACCAGCAGCCAUUCGGCGACUGUCUGUGCCAGGCUCUGGGCUUCUUGGAAACUUUUCUGACUUCUAACACCAUGCUCAGCAUGGCAGCUCUCAGCAUAGACAAAUGGAUCGCCGUGGUUUUCCCUUUGAGUUACACCAGCAAGAUGAGGUACAAGGACGCUGUGAUCAUGAUGGGGUACACCUGGCUGCACUCCCUCACCUUCCCCCUGGUUUCCUUGUUCCUCUCUUGGUUGGACUAUAGCAGCAUGUAUGCCUCUUGUACCUUACAUGUGCAGGAAGCUCCGGAGAAAAAACGCUUCAUGGUGUUCACCAUCGUGUUCCAUGCUGCCAGUUUCGUGCUGUCUCUGGUCAUUUUGUGCUUCACCUACUUAAAGGUGCUGAAAGUGGCUCGAUUCCACUGCAAGAGGAUAGACAUUAUCACCAUGCAGACGCUGGUGCUGCUUGUAGACAUACACCCCAGUGUGAAGCAGAGAUGUUUGAGUGAGCAAAAGAGAAGACGGCAACGGGCGACAAAGAAAAUCAGUAUUUUUAUAGGCUCGUUUGUGGUGUGCUUCGCUCCAUAUGUUAUCACGAGGUUGAUAGAGCUUCUUCCAUAUGUAAAAAUAAACAACUACUGGGGUAUGGCAAGCAAGUGCCUUGCAUACAGUAAAGCUGCAGCCGAUCCUUUUGUUUAUUCCCUACUCCGUCAGCAGUACAAGAAGGUCCUGCUCAACAUUGUCAACAGGAUGUUGAAGAGAGAACUGUAUCCUUCAUCUGGCUACAACAGCUCUUUGGACACUGAAAAUGAAUAUUGCUUGCACAGAACAAACUAA